ACGGAGAACAGUAGUCCGCGGGCAAACAAAACCAAAGGGAGAAACAGGGGCCGUGCCUAGAAUAGACGGCCGGGGUCGGGGAGCCCCCAACGUUCCCCAAGCAAUAAAUCCACCCGCCAUUACGCCACGCCCCAAUUGCCCAACAACUCUUCCCCCGUUCCACCACCGCACCGCUUCCACACUCCUCUUGUCUUCCCCCCGACCCGAGAAACACACAGAGGAACAUCCAAGCUGCCGCUGCAGCGCACGCUCCAUCCAGCUAAGCGCCUCCGCCCGCCCAGAAUCCAUCUCGGCCGUGAUCCCCCGCGUUCCAACCGCUGUCGGCUUUCGAGGAGGAUGGACGGCGGUGGUGACGAGUGGUGAAUUGGUGAUUGCUGAGCCGGCGACGGAGGAAUUGGCUAGAGAUCGAUGAGGUGCAAGCUCCACCCGUACGCGAACGCGGUGGGCGUCUGCGCGCCCUGCCUCCGCGACCGCCUCCUCGCCCUCGCCGCCGACCGCGCCCGCGCCCGCGCCGUCGCCGGGGACCAAGCCGACUGCAGCAGCACCGAGGACUGCAGCAGCAGCCGAGGCGCCUCGCCCCCGCACCGGCGCGGCGCGUCGCCCUACGCCGCCGCCCGCCGCUCCGACGCCUGCCUCUACGCCUCCUCCCGCCACCCCCACCACCAUAACCAGCACCAGCCCGAGCUCCUCUUCUUCCGCACACCGCAAGUCGGGCCCGCCGCCUCCUGGACGGCGCCCGCCCUCGCCGGCGACCAUGGCAGCGAGAGGAAGAAGAAUGGUGCCGAGAGGAAGCGCUCCUCGUCGUCCUUCCUGGCGUUGCUCUUCGGCGGGCGGCGGCGGCGCGGCCGGGAGGAGGAGGAGGAGGAAGAAAGGAGCAAGAAGUUCGACCAACACCAGCCUCCCCGGAGGUCAACCUCGUGGAUCUCCGCCAUCGUCCGCCGCAAGCGGAGGCCGGAUCCUGGCGCGUCGUCCCUGCGGCGGCCGGCGGACGAGGAGCCCGAUUCCCCGGGAGCCAGCAGCGCCACCACGACCACCAGUAGCUCCUGGUGGUUCCCCUCGCCUUCCCCGGCCAGGCACCAUCACCACCAUCCCCGGCGCGGCAGGCCCAGAGACAACAACAACAGCGGCGGCGACGGGAACGGGAUGUCGGGGUUUGCGGUGUGCCUGAGCCCGCUGGUCCGGCCCGGCAGCGGCUCCGGCGGGACCCGGCGCCGGUGCCAGGCGGCGCCCGACCUGGGCGAGAGCCACCGGCGGCACCUCUCGGCCGGCAGCGGCGCUGCGUCGUUUGGGCGCAACACCUCCCGGAAGCUCGCCGACGUCGGCAGGUUCCGAUGACGCUUUCUUGGAUUGCCUCGCGCGCUCCUCCAGCCGGCAAAGCUGUCUUUUUCCUCUUUCUUUUCUUUUUUCUUUUUCUUAGUCAAAAUUGUUGUCUUUAUUCCGCAAAAUUUGACCUUCAUUGUUGAUCUCGUCGAUGACGAUGACACGAUGCUUGUCAUUUGUCACCACUCGGAGUGGGAAAAGAAAGAAAACAAAACAAAACAAAUAUGCAGAAAAAUGGAGAUAGCAAUCGGAUGGAAUCGUUUUGUUUUUUGGUUUUUUUGGCUUCUUGUUUGAAUGGGAGUGUAUUUUAUUC
Messenger RNA from Brachypodium distachyon (stiff brome), 1633 nucleotides. RefSeq lists its product as uncharacterized. The record is from RefSeq and is a predicted model, not a curated record. The transcript has a single exon. Bases 409 to 1335 code for a protein of 308 amino acids. Lineage: Eukaryota; Viridiplantae; Streptophyta; Magnoliopsida; Poales; Poaceae.